AUGUUGGCCCGCGCGGCCCCGAUCCACCAUCCGGUCAAAAUUGGGAUGAGCAUGGAGCACGAUACCUUAAGGUUUGAUGCGGUCAGCGAGACCGGUGGUGUCCGAGUCGAGAGCAAGGUGAACGAGACCGGGCGGAUGUGCGACGAUUGCACGGGCUGGAUCGCGUCGUGGUGGACUAUCUGGUCCAUGAACACGAUCAAGCAGGUGUGGUUCAGGUCGCCGUUCGAUAUGCGCAUGUACGCUGACCAUGCCAGGCUCCUCGGCAUGCUUUUGUCGUUGGACACGAUGUUCAUCGGCGAAUGCGUCGGGUUCGCCGUCGAGGACUCCCUGCGCCCCUGGUUCCAGAUUCUCUUGACUCACCAGCUGAACAUGUCCACCGUUCCCUGCCCCGCGCUUACCACUCUGCACGUAUGGCUGGGCAAGUCGUCCAUCAACCCCGACAUCAUUACCACGUUUGUGGCGACGCGAGCCCAGCUGGGCCUUCCCAUAAAACGCCUCCUCGUCGAGUGCCACGAGCAGUCGCCGUUUGAUAAGUCCUUCGAUUGGGCGGUCACCCAUCCCCAUGUCGACGCGGUCGAGUUCCUGGUGUCGCGGACCACUCCUGGGAUGGGGCUUCUGGAUUCGUGUGUCACAGAGCCACACGAAUAUUGGCCUGCUUGGUAG
Sparassis crispa is the source of this 663-nucleotide messenger RNA. RefSeq lists its product as hypothetical. The record is from RefSeq and is a predicted model, not a curated record. The transcript has a single exon. Lineage: Eukaryota; Fungi; Basidiomycota; Agaricomycetes; Polyporales; Sparassidaceae. The coding region runs from base 1 to 663 and encodes 220 amino acids.